AUGGUCUGGAUACCAUGGCGCAGCGAGGCGUACGAGAAAGUCGGCCUUGACCACGACUCUUCCAAUGAUGACCCAAAAAGCAGAACGUCGAUGGUAACAGAAACAAAAAUACUGUGGAUACUAACAUCACUCAAUCUUACCAUUCUGGGUCUCGUUCUUUUCGGCGGCCACAUCGUUCUCCAAUCACACGUUGCCUUACCAUCCACACACUCCUCCUUGUCCUCUUCUUCGCAAGAAAUACCCAUCUCCAUCACACAAUGCGGUACCACACCCUCGGAAGCGCGCGCCCGCGGCUGCCGUUUCGAAUCCAACAACCUCGCGUGGGUCCCACCAGAAUGCUACGACGAGCAACUCAGCGCCGAAUGGGACGCCCAAGACUGGGAUUACGCGCUCAACUCGUCUCAAACACCCGUCUCAAAAUCCAAAGUACUGCAGGGCGAGCUCGAGGCCGUGUGGGUGACUUGGGGCCAGCACAUUGCGCAUUGUGCGCUGCUGGUGCGCAAGUAUCAGCGCGCUGUUAUGUUUAAUUGGCCGUUGGAUAAUUGGACGAGUAGCUAUGAGCAUACGGCGCAUUGUGCAAAGAGUUAUACAGAUUGGAAGCUUAUGGCGCACCCGCAGAAGAUGAAUGCGGUUGUGAAUUUGAAAUUUCCGACUUGUGGGUAUGAGUGGAAGGAGGGGAUCCUCGGGGCGGCGUCAUGA
Molecule: messenger RNA, 699 nt
Organism: Exserohilum turcica Et28A
Lineage: Eukaryota; Fungi; Ascomycota; Dothideomycetes; Pleosporales; Pleosporaceae
Exons: 1
Coding region: 1-699 (232 amino acids)
Source: RefSeq, a predicted model, not a curated record